Molecule: messenger RNA, 564 nt
Organism: Talaromyces stipitatus ATCC 10500
Lineage: Eukaryota; Fungi; Ascomycota; Eurotiomycetes; Eurotiales; Trichocomaceae
Exons: 2
Coding region: 1-564 (187 amino acids)
Source: RefSeq, a predicted model, not a curated record
AUGAUCUUUACACUAGCUACUCACCUCACGCUUUUCGUGAGAUUGGCACUCUCACAAAUUGAAAACCCUAUUACUAUGCCUUCACCAACUACCACGUUGGACGUCACCAUGCUCAACGCAAACUCCCAGCAAACUCCCAGCAGCCAUUAUGCAGUGUCUACAGCUCUCUGUGGUGACCAACGACUGGGCCCAACUGCUCUGCCAAGUCAUACACUUAUCAACUCCAUGUUGGUAAACUAUCAUCCCUCGGGAAUGGAGUGUCCACAAGGCUAUAGGGACGCCUGGAUCAACUAUACAGGCAUAGCGACGUCUCCUCCUCUUCACGGUUUCAAAAUGUUCCCCAACGGUACUCAGAUAAUGUCAAGGGUGACCAUUCCAAACAACAUAUAUAUUGUCCGCUUCGGUGACCCUAACUGUACAUAUGUAUCACCUGCUGGAACACCAUACGAGCACCGCGCCAUUCCACCAUCCAAUCUCGUGAGGCGUAGUGCGAAUGGUACCGUAUAUGGCAGGAUUCUAACCCUUACGGAGAUUGAAGUUGAAAACGGCACUAUUGCUCCCUAG